AUGAGGAUUCUUGCGUGGAAUUGUAGAGGGGCGGCUAAGCCGGCCUUUAUGUCAUCCUUUAGGCGGCUGGUCCAGAUCCAUAGUCCGGAGAUCUGCCUACUUUAUGAAACACGACUCUCCGGUAGAGGACUCAGUCAUGUCUUACGACGGUUAGAGGUUGACUGGGAGUCGUAUGCAGUAGACUCCCAGGGGUUGUCGGGGGGCAUUGUGGCUCUGUGGAAGCGGGGUGUGGCUACGAUUGACGUAUUCCACAACUGCUCCCAACAGGUCAUCAUGACCAUCUCGGAACCUAACGCUGCUCCGUGGGUCUUGUGCGGAGUGUAUGCUAGCACUAACCAUCGAACCAGGAGGGUUCUGUGGGACGAGCUCACCCACCUAAUUGCUCUGGGCCUUCCGUCUGUGAUGGUGGGUGACUUCAAUUGUAUCUUGGAGGAGAGUGAGAAACGAGGAGGCAGGGCCUUCACUGACUCUGUGGAUAGGAGGGAGUUCCGCGAUUUCCUCUCGCGGAACGGCCUAGUAGAUCUGGGUUUCUCAGGUCCGCGCUUCACUUGGUGUAACAACCAAUCCGGACGAGCUAGGGUGUGGGAGCGACUGGACCGGGUUGUUGCUUCUACUGACUGGCUCAUCAGAUUCCCGUCCUAUAGGGUCAGCCAUCUUACUCGGAUUGCUUCGGAUCAUUGUCCUUUGCUGCUCUCGACGGCAUCAGGCUCAAGUCAUCGUAGCCCAUUCCGUUUCGAGAAAGUUUGGCUAUCCUUUCCUCAAUCCUGGGACAUCGUCCGGGGAGCUUGGGGUCUGCCGGUCCACGGCGACGCCAUGCAGAGGGUUUCACGAAAACUGGAAUUGACCAAGCGACGGCUACGCCGCUGGAAUCGGGAGGUCGUAGGUGAUAUUUUUAGGAAGCUGGAAGAUGUGGAGGGUGCGAUUGCUGACCUCCAAAGUAGGGAGGAUCAGGUGGGCGUGCUCCCAGAGGCUGAUAUGGUGAGCCUCCGGGGACUACUCGCCACCCACCACUCGAUCCUACGGCAACAUGAGAUUUUCUGGAGACAGAAAUCCAGAAUUCAGUGGGUCAGAGAGGGUGACCGGAACACUAGUUUUUUUCACCGAUCGACGGUUAUUAGGAGGCAGAGGAACACUAUUCGUUCCUUGUGGGAUGAGCGGGGUCAUUGGGUGGACGAUGAUUCGGCGAUUAGCCACAUCCUACUCGAGUUCUUUUGCUCCCGUUGGACGGAGGAUAGUGGGUCGGACGUUGCCGGCCUGCUCCCGAGAGCUGAAUCCCAAAUCGAAGUGGCUGCGAAUGUGUUGCGAGUCGUGUCCGGGACUAGUACGGAUGUGGGUCAGCAGGUUGAUCCUGAUCGUGAGGUGGAGAUAGACCCUAUGGCCCAGAGGGUCGAUGAGCCUGUGGCCGACCUCUCGGACUUUUCCCCAUGA
Molecule: messenger RNA, 1428 nt
Organism: Phoenix dactylifera (date palm)
Lineage: Eukaryota; Viridiplantae; Streptophyta; Magnoliopsida; Arecales; Arecaceae
Source: RefSeq, a predicted model, not a curated record